Aspergillus steynii IBT 23096 is the source of this 460-nucleotide messenger RNA. Its product is annotated as protein PET117. Lineage: Eukaryota; Fungi; Ascomycota; Eurotiomycetes; Eurotiales; Aspergillaceae. The transcript has 4 exons. Gene Ontology annotation, biological process: mitochondrial respiratory chain complex IV assembly. Gene Ontology annotation, cellular component: mitochondrion. Bases 28 to 297 code for a protein of 89 amino acids. The record is from RefSeq and is a predicted model, not a curated record.
CAAACACGCAUUCUUUGCCAAAACAGGAUGUCUCGAGCCUCGAAAUUGACAUUGGCCGCCACGGGCCUCGGAACCGCGGGCAUCAUCUACUUUGUGCACUGGUCACAAGAACAAGAAAAAGCAUCCAUGCAUAAGGGAGUUGAGCGAGACAUGGAGAAGCAGCGCGUGCGACACGAACGACAGGCCGAAUUCGAGAUGCAGAAGAGACUCGAGGAGGAAUACCUGAAGCUCCAGAAGGUUUCUCCUAGCUUAGACGGAUCGCCAGGAGGGGAUAAUAAUCCGGCAAAGGGGUCGUGAGGAAUUGAAUACUCAAUUGGGUUACGUCGUACAUGGACGGUGUGACCUGGGAUAGAUUUGCAUCCGAAUUAGCAGCUGUCUGAUUAUUGAAGAUAUGUGUGUACAAUAUACCCACACUGUAUUAUAUGAGCCAACUCUCCUGUCUAUUUAUGGUCUGAUGGAU